Messenger RNA from Drosophila erecta, 876 nucleotides. It is a transcript of the gene lush, whose product is annotated as general odorant-binding protein lush. Bases 162 to 659 code for a protein of 165 amino acids. Gene Ontology annotation, biological process: olfactory behavior; sensory perception of smell. Gene Ontology annotation, molecular function: dibutyl phthalate binding; odorant binding. The transcript is spliced from 3 exons. The record is from RefSeq and is a predicted model, not a curated record. NCBI's taxonomy places the organism in Eukaryota, Metazoa, Arthropoda, Insecta, Diptera, Drosophilidae. Gene Ontology annotation, cellular component: extracellular region.
GUAUCUUAAAAUUCGAGUAUUAUUAAGUCAUAAAAAUGUUACAAAUACAAUUUCCUAGUAAAGUAAAAUGGCGUGCAAGUGCGUUAGUUAAUUGCCAAACCCUCAGACUUAAUUACCACCUUUCCCUGCCACUAUGACCACCUAUAAAACUCUCCCACGACAUGGCUACUCGACUAUUACUUUUGUUAUCGGUCACCAUGAAGCAUUGGAAACGACGCUCUUCCGCUGUUUUGACUAUCGUCCUGCAAGUGCUGAUACUCCUGCUUCCCGAUCCUGGAGUUGCCAUGACGAUGGACCAGUUUUUGACCUCGCUAGACAUGAUCCGUAGUGGCUGUGCGCCAAAGUUUAAGCUCAAAACAGAAGAUCUCGAUCGACUUCGCGUGGGUGACUUCAACUUUCCGCCAUCACAGGAUCUUAUGUGCUACACAAAGUGUGUGUCCUUGAUGGCGGGCACUGUGAAUAAAAAGGGGGAGUUCAACGCGGCCAAGGCCCUGGCCCAGCUUCCGCAUCUGGUACCCCCGGAAAUGAUGGAGAUGUCCAGGAAAUCCGUUGAAGCUUGCAGGGAUACGCAUAAACUAUUCAAGGAAUCGUGCGAGAGAGUCUACCAAACGGCCAAGUGCUUCUCUGAAAACGCCGAUGGGAAGUUCAUGUGGCCCUAAAAAAGUUUUUGGGUACUAAACUCAUUCGGGCUUAUUCAUAGAUGACCAGUUUUUAGAUAGUUUCUGGAAAAUGUAUGUCUGAAUCAUCAAAUUAAAUUGGGAAAUCCUUGAAAUCUUAACCUGAAUUAGUACAGGAAAGAAAGCUAGCUUCGGCAAGCCGAAGAUUAUAUACCCUUGCAGUAAUAUGUUGUUGAUUAAAUGAAAAACAAAACGUUGA